CACUGCUCACCUGGGGACACACAGUGGCACUGACUGCCAAGCCCCCCCCGGCCAACAUUACGCAGCAUCAUAUUCGAUUGAAGGGUCUAUCGGCACGACAGCGGAUCGCCCAGCAUAGAGCAAGCUAUCACGGACACCUAGCCAGCGGCCACCUAUACCCAGCCGAGCCACCUCAAUACCUACCGCGCAUUCCAGCAUCAUGCCACCCGGCCGACUUGUUCAGGGUUCGCGCCGCCCUCAGCCAACUGCCUCCGCGUCCACAUCAGCCCACAAUGGGUCCGACCUGCCCCCCUAUGAGCCUCCCUCGCAUCCAAUGAACGAUGCAGGCAGACAGGCCCUGGCCAACCUCACCAACAACAACGCGGAGAUGCGCAAGUACGAGGACCAUCUUUCCAAAUCCGCUACCUACUUGCGAGAGGCCGUCGGCGCCAUUAACGAUACCCUGUUUGCUCGUAAAUCACAGCUGACGGGCAAGAUCGAAAAGCGACGUGGCCGUGGUGAAUCUGAAAAGGGCGAAGACGAGGCCGAGCUCGAGGAAUACGUCAACAAGCUACAUGGAGAUGUGACCCAUUUGACUGAUGAGAUCGAGGCUGCCUUGCGACAGGUUAUUGACUACCGCGCCGAAGUUCAGCGCGAGAAGUUAGUUUUGGGCUCGGUGGCAGACCAGGUACAGAGCGAAAAAUCCCGCCGGGAACGCCCCUCACGGAAACGGAAAGCUGCACAGCGGGUCAGCGGCGAUAGUGAUGAGGAGAUGGGUGGUGUCGAUGCCGAGCCUGAAGAGGCAGAGGCCGUCGGAGCUAAGGACGAGGCCCCUCUGACCGGCGUGCGCGAGGCACUCCACAAGGCAAGAGAUUCCAACGCGAGACAGUACCGUGCCACGAGUGCUUAUGACCGUUACGCUUCCAACAACGAGUACAUCGCUUUCAAAAAGAUGUGGCAUGAUGCCCAGCACCCCGAAGACCAAGUGCCCCUUCCCGAUGCGUCCACUUGGUUUGAUAACCAAGGCAGGCCUAUUUGGGAUGGUGCUCCGGCGGGUGAUGAGGACCUCAUUAUCGAGCGCGAGGUCCAGGACCUCACUUGCAAGUUAACGCUUCGACCCUUGAAGGAGCCAUACGCCAACCACAAAUGCCCACACGUUUUCGAGAAAACCGCAAUAAUGGAGUACUUGAGAGGCACUGGGGGCAAAGCACAGUGCCCUGUGUGCACCAAGGAGCUUCGCAUCAAGGACCUGUAUCUUGAUGAACUCACAUUGCGCAAGGUCAAGCGAGCUGCUCGAGCAGCAAGGGAAAGCGAGGACAGGAGCUCCAAUGCUGAUCCCGACGAACAAAUGGAUGAAAGCGUCCUCAUGGGUGAGAGUACCCAAUUACGGUCAGGCCGUGCGAACAACGGGGUGAAACAGGACGAUUCUGAGUGAGAAAGGUUGUCUUUUGCAUCGAGCUAAUGAGGGCGGCCGCUACAUAGCGGAGUCUAUUCCACCCCUGAUCAAACCCCAGCAGGCGAACCACUCCUUCGGCAGUUACCGCGCACUGUUUGUUGUCACCUCAGCAGAGACGUUGCCAUGCCUUGCAUUUCUAUGUUGAUCAUAUUGAAACCAGUCUCGGGUAACCGUUUAGUGUAGGGUGGUUGCUUGAAGAGAUAAACCCUCGAAACUCCACAUGUAUUUGUAUGUCCACAGUACCCCUGUCGUGCUUCUAA
Messenger RNA from Neurospora hispaniola, 1695 nucleotides. Its product is annotated as zinc-finger of the MIZ type in Nse subunit-domain-containing protein. The record is from RefSeq and is a predicted model, not a curated record. Gene Ontology annotation, cellular component: Smc5-Smc6 complex; nucleus. Gene Ontology annotation, molecular function: SUMO ligase activity; zinc ion binding. Gene Ontology annotation, biological process: protein sumoylation; double-strand break repair via homologous recombination. The transcript has 2 exons. Lineage: Eukaryota; Fungi; Ascomycota; Sordariomycetes; Sordariales; Sordariaceae. The coding region runs from base 200 to 1414 and encodes 404 amino acids.